This is a messenger RNA of Penaeus chinensis, 2743 nucleotides long. It is a transcript of the gene ZnT77C, whose product is annotated as cation diffusion facilitator family protein 1-like. Bases 370 to 1920 code for a protein of 516 amino acids. NCBI's taxonomy places the organism in Eukaryota, Metazoa, Arthropoda, Malacostraca, Decapoda, Penaeidae. Gene Ontology annotation, biological process: zinc ion transmembrane transport; detoxification of zinc ion; intracellular zinc ion homeostasis. The record is from RefSeq and is a predicted model, not a curated record. Gene Ontology annotation, molecular function: zinc ion transmembrane transporter activity. Gene Ontology annotation, cellular component: membrane. The transcript is spliced from 10 exons.
UGAUUUAAGGUGAUGUGAUCGUGAUUGAGCUCAGAAUAAACAAUAAUGUGGUAAUGUUAAUUCGCUAUAACUUAAAAGGUAAAAUAACUCGUGUAGCGUUGCGCGCAAGAUGUAGAGAAUAUUCGCAUGUAUCUUAUAUACAGCAUUACAUAAGAUGCAAUUUAAGAACAGUCUGUGAAAAGGGAUAUCACAAUACUUUAAUCCACACGAAUCCGUUCCGCACCCUUCAUGACAAACGCCACAGGUGUGUGAGAAGUGGCGCACACGUAUAGCUGCUUAGGCCUAACAUAGUUGGCAUCAACCCAGUAGCCGCAUUCGUCUAUAGAAAGGGAGUAUGUGUAAGAAAACCUCACAAGUUCAGCGCUGAACAUGGCCGAGAAGGGAGAGCUGCUCCGGCGGAUCCCGAGUGUAAAGUUAUGGCUGGUUCUCACCUUCACUCUCGCAUACACCGUGGUGCUCCUCGUCGCUGACUACACCACCCAUUCCCUGACGUUAAGAGUGGAGGUGUAUCACGCCCUCUACAACCUCUUUUCGCUCAUCGGAUGCUUGCUCACGAUGAAGUUAUGUUCAAAGCCCCAGAGCCUGCACAACACCUUCGGAUGGGCGAGGCUGGAAGUGUUGUCAAUGCUCACGACGCUUCUGUUUCUGACUGCUCUCUGCUUCAGCGUUGCCGUCGAGGCAAUCCAGACGGCUGUGCACGCAGGUCAUCAAGAUGCCAUGCACCACCCACUACAGGUUCUCAUGCUGGGCAUCGUUGGUCUGGCUAUCAACGGCGUCGUCUUCUGUCUCAUAGGAGGGUACACACAUCAUCAAGGAUGUUUCCUAGAGAUGCGCCCUUCAGGAGGAGUCUGGGUCGGCCGGCAGGUCACGCAAGAGGCCGUCCAGGCUGGCCGCAGGACGCUGUCUUCAAGGAACCUCAAGGCAGGAGCAGCAAAACCUUCAAGGAUAAGUCAGGGCGUCUUAGAAGUCCUCAGAGAUAUUUGCGGUGUAUUGCUGAUGAUGGUGUGCGCCGCUGUAGUGUACUGGGACAACGGGGGAACCAUAGCGCUCUACAUUGAUCCCGGUCUUGCUGUGACUUCAGCUGCCCUUCUCAUGUGGUUUAGUUUCCCCUAUGGGAAGGAAUGCUGCCACAUACUACUGCAGACAAUUCCUGGGCACAUAGACGUAGAGGAGUUCCAGGCACGAUUCUUGGAAGAAUUUCCUGCAAUUGUUAAUGUUCAUCACCUCCAUAUCUGGACCUUUACUCCUGAAAAUGUAGUAGCAACGGCGCACGUGGUCUUUUCAUGUCCGCGAGUGUACCUCAACAUGAAAGCCGCUCUUACACACUUCUUCCACGAGGAAGGCAUAACGAAAGUCACUCUACAGCCAGAGUACCUUGGGAUGAGCGCAGACGAGGCACUGGAUACCACCCUGCAUACGAAGGGACAAGUGUGUCUUUUGAGAUGUGAUAAUGAGCACUGCUAUCAGAAGGAAUGCUGUCAUGAGCGGUGCCACCAGGAACUCACUACGGUCAGCACUACAAGGCCGCGGGUUAUUACUGCAAAUACCAAGACAGUGGAGGAGAGUGUACCCACCUACACCGGAUACACCAUGACAAACGCGCCAAGUAAACAAGUGAAUAGCGAAGCAGGUGAUAAACAAGUGAAAAGCGAAGCAAGUGAUAAACAAGUGAAAAGCGAAGCAGGUGAUAAACAAGUGAAUGGCGAGGCAGGUGAAGAAGUCCCACUUGAGAAAGAUCCACUUCAGCCGAAAACUCAAAAAGAAAAAGAUCAGGCGGCGCAGCCAGAGGAGGAGAUUCCAUUCUUGCAGAGUAUAACUGUUUCAAGUGGUGAUGCCAAUGAGAGUAGAAGCCCUCAGCAAAGUGAAGAAAAUAAGAAGAUAAAAAAAGAGGCUUUAGGACAUGAAAGUGAAAGAAAUUAGUAUAAGUGAUUUGAUUUAAAUAUGAUUGCAUUUCGCCACAAUGAAGUUUAUCUAGACUUUUAUUGAAAUAAACUAUGCAGAAAAAGUCACAUUGAUUAUAUAUACAUUACACUUUAUGAAAGAAAAUAUAUAUAUAUGAAAUAUAAAACGGGUUCUGUUUUAUUGUUUCAAAUUCUAAGUCAUUAUAAAGUGCCAGGUUCAGAGCUCACCGUCAAGAAUUUUUACUCGAUUUGUUAUAAUGAGCUCACAAAUUGAAACGUGAAAUCUUAUUUUUCUUUCGUGCUUGAUUUAGCGAUACCGAGCAUAAAAUAAGACCUUCUUUAAGGAUUUUCCAGUGGAGUUUCCAUUGAAAAAGGGACCAAUUAUAUAUAUACCAUGACAUUAGCUGUUAUUAAUAAGAGAGUUUCCUUGUUUAUUCUACUAUUACAAGAUUGGGUAUUAUCAGAGCAUCCGUAAAAGAAACCCGCUGAUACUUGAAGUAACAGACCAACACACACACACACACACACACACACACACACACACACACACACACACACACACACACAUACACACACACACAUAUAUAUAAUUUACUCAUGAACACCUUCACACUUGCUUAUGCACCAGAGUCAAUGCCUAAGCCUACUUACUCUCAACUAUGUAGACCAUUCCUUGAAUUUCCAGAUUUCUAAAAACUUAAUUUUAAACAAUGCUAUAAAAUGAUUACGAUAUUACCAUUGAAAAAAUCCGGAAAGGGGUGAGUUACGGCAAACAGACUUAAUAAUUGACUCCUUUCUGGCUGAGAUGAUAAAACAAAUAAAACAAAGCAGUCUAUGGUGUC